Messenger RNA from Symbiodinium natans, 3168 nucleotides. The record is from the annotation of a GenBank genome assembly. NCBI's taxonomy places the organism in Eukaryota, Dinophyceae, Suessiales, Symbiodiniaceae.
GUGAAGAGUGGCACCCGGUUUGCCUUGCCUUGCAGGGUGACCCAAAAGUCCAAGACUGCCAAGGCCACACAUAGCUGCUUCGCGCUCUACUUCUUGGAGAAGGCGCCGGAAGGCGGCUGGCCUGCUCCCAUCCUGUCCGAGGAGGAAGUCGCCGAGUUGGCGGCCCUCGGGCGGGGCGAAGCCGUCGCCGACUCGUCGGCCUCUGCUGCCGAGGAGCCGCCAGUGGAGACCAAGAAGGAGGCCAAGAAAAAGGAGGCCGAGCAGGCAAAGGGGAAGGAGGCCAAAUCGGCCAAGAAGCGGGGAACUGACGCAGCGGAGGAGGAGACGCCCGUGCCGGUCGCCGGUGACAAAGACAAAGCAGGAGCCAAGGGAGGCCGCAAGAAGAAGGACCGCUCUCCUAGCGAAAAGCCGGAUGAGAAAGCCGAAGCCGGUGAUUCCGAGGAUGAUGGCCAGGAGGAGGAGGAGCAGCCGAAUCUGGCCUCAGACAGUGAGAAUGAGAAGAAGAAGGCCGCGGACGCAGAGUCCCAAGAGGAGCCCGCCAAGGAAGAGGACGCCGAAGAGGAGGAGGCGGAAGUGGAAGCUAAGGCAGACUCUGACAGCGAGGAGAAGGAGGAGGCAGAAGCUAAGGCGGAUUCUGACAGCGACGAGAAGGAGGAGGCUGAAGCCAAGGCGGAUUCUGACAGUGACGAGAAGGAGGAGGCAGAAGCCAAAGCAGAUUCCGACAGCGACGAGAAGGAGGAGGCUGAAGCCAAAGCAGAUUCUGACAGCGACGACAAGGAGGGAGAAGCCGAGGCGAAAGCAGACGACUCAGACAGCGAUGAGAAAGCGGAGGAGAAGGAGGCGAAGAAGGACGACUCAGACAGCGACGAGAAGGCCGAGGAGAAAGAGGCCAAGGAUGACGACUCAGACAGUGAUGCCAAGGAGGAAAAGGAGGAGGCAAAGGAGGAUUCCGACAGUUCAGAGAAGCGAGCCGAGGAGGCCCCCGAGGAGGAGGAGUCCAACAGCGAGGAGAAGCAGAAGAAGGAAUCUGACAGCAGCGCGGAGGAGUCGCCCGUUGCACGCAAGAAGUCCGAUUCGGAGAGCGAGGAGAAGCGGGCACGAAAGAAGAGGCGGACGAACCGCAGAAAGGAUUCCUCGGAGGAAUCCUCUUCUGCACAGAAGGCCAAGACUAGGAGAAGAAAGGAACACAGAAGAAGCGCGAGCAAGCGACGGCGCAGGAGCGGGCGUCGGUCACGACACCGCCGCAGCCGCAGUCGCUCGCGACGGCGGCGCUCCGAGGGCCGCAGCCGACGCGACAAGAAGGACGACCGCAAGGAAGAACGCAAGGAAGAGCGCAAGGAAGAACGCAAGGAAGACCGCAAGGAGGAGCGGAAGGAGGAGCGGAAGGACAAGGCCCGGCGCAAGGCAACAAGCAGCCCAAGCCCUCCCGCCCGCCGAAAGCAGGCCGCUCCGCAGAGAGCGUCACCCAGCUAUCAAGCCGAAAAGAAGGAGGAGAAGGCGCCAAAGCCCGAAGAGGAUGAAGCCGCCAAAGAGGCAGCACGGGCCAAAGAGGCGGAAGAGGCAAAGCAGAAGGAGGCGGCGGCAGCAGAGGCCAAAGCGGCAAAAGAGGCGAAAGAGGCCCAGGAGACGCGCGAAGCGAGCGAAAGAGAGCGAAGGGAGCUGAAGGCCCUGAAAGAGGCCAAGGAGGCCCAGGAGAACAAGGAGAACAAGGAGGCAAAGGAGGCCGCGGAGGCCAAGGAGGACCAGGAGGCCGCGGAGACCAAGCCGGCUGGAGAGGUCCAGAAGGCUGCGGAUGUAGGCAGCCCCGAGGAGGCGGCCGGGGACGCGAAGGGGGACUUCAAGUUCGCCUUGGGGCGACGCGAGAGCAACGCCCUGAAACUCCAGCGGCAGAAGAAGGAGCAGGAGAAGGCCCAGAGAGAGCAAGAAGACCAGCUACAGAAAGAGCAGCAACAGGCAGCAGAAAAGAAGCACAAACAGAUGGAGGUUGACAUGCAGAAGGCAAUGCUUGCCCAUGAGCACAACAAGAAGAAGGCCCUGGAGCCGAGGGUGACGGAGCCGAUCAUCCUCCCGGAGAAGAAGAUCGAGCCUGCCCCGCAGCGGAGCGCCCCGGCGCCGGAGCCAGCGCAGGCGGAGGCCCCAACCGAGACCCAGGCAGAGACGCAGGCGCCGGCGGUGCACCCCAGCUCCACGGCCGCGGCCCUGGCGUCUUAUGGGUUUAGCUUCGACAUGUCGGCACUCUAUGCUGCCUACAACCUGGCGAUGCCCGCCAACAACAUGAGCGCCGUCACCAUGAUGCCUGGCUACUCCUACCCGGCAAGCGUGGAUGUGGCAACGGCCAUGGCGCAAACAGGCGCCGUGGCAAGCGCCGGUGCCGCCGCAGAUGCAACGCCAACGCCGGCUGAGGCCCCCACUUCUUCCAAAGCUGCAGCUGUGGGGGAGCCGGCGUCGCGCGAGGAGACUUUGGGCGCAGCGAUGGCCAAGAGUGGCAUGGCCGCCGCGAAGCGGCCGGGGACACCGGGACCGCACUCGGGGCACGUGGUGCCUGCCAGGAAUCUGCCCAAGCAAGCUGGGGCGGUCCCGGCUGUGGCACAGCCCGUGGUGCCCUCGGCACAACCCGUGGUGCCCUCGGUGCAGCCGGCGGUGCAGGUGGUGCCAGGGGCGGACCUGCUGAGCAAAUCCAAGUCCGCAGCGCCGCAGCCCGCGGCAGCGGAAGUCCCGAUGGAGUUUGGCCAGCCGGUCUUCCCAAAGCAUCCUCAGUACCCGCCCCCGAAGGCCGCGCCUGUGGCACCACAGGGCGAGCAAGCUGCGGCGCCACAACAGAUAGCCUUCAAGUCAGCUGCACCGGCUCAGGCUUAUCAAGAGUCCCAGCAGUCGUUUCAGAAGGCAGCACCCCAGCCGGCACCGUUUCAAGUCGAGCACGUGCAGCAAGCGCAGGCACACCAGACACCCCAGAUCCACGAGGCCUACCAGCAACCGCGCCAUGCAUACCAGCAAGCACAGCAGCAAGCCUAUCAGCAGGCGCAUGCCACGGAGACCCCUCGCGUACAGGCCUUUUCCUUGAAAGAUCGGCCGAAAGCGAGCUCCGAGGAGGACCACCAGAUGCAAAUGCAGAAGUUCCUCACCAGCGCCAAGGCCUCCGCGCAGAAGAAAGCGCGGAGUUUCGGAUGA